Molecule: messenger RNA, 1773 nt
Organism: Paramacrobiotus metropolitanus
Lineage: Eukaryota; Metazoa; Tardigrada; Eutardigrada; Parachela; Macrobiotidae
Exons: 5
Coding region: 235-1503 (422 amino acids)
Biological process (GO): regulation of proteolysis; proteasome-mediated ubiquitin-dependent protein catabolic process
Cellular component (GO): cytoplasm; nucleus
Molecular function (GO): ubiquitin protein ligase binding
Source: RefSeq, a predicted model, not a curated record
CUGGCAAUCGUCUUCUUCUUGUUGUUUUCAAUGUUUUGAAGUGUUUUUCUUAUGCAGCGUGCACCUUGUAGCAUACGUUGCAUAACCGAUAACUACGGGUCUCAUGAGCCAUAAGAUUUGUUGUUUAUAAACAAUAAGAACAACUAUCGUACUGCAUUCUUGGCGGAGGUUGUAUCGAUAAGUUACAGUGUGUUCUGAGACUUCUGACUGUUCUCCUGGACGUGCUGGCGUGGCAUGGAGGCCAUCGAGCAACUGUUAAAGGAGCUGCUGCAGCCUGAUCGCGGGACUGCAGCGGGUGACGGCGUAUCCGCGAGUCAGCGUCCGCUGAUUUUGCAGCGCUUCACCUGGCCGAUCCCCAGUCCCGACGCGACCCCCUACAAGAAUAUCUACCAUGGCGGGGAGGAGAACGAGAAGCGCGAGGUCUCCCACAAGAACAUCCUCGUCGAGGGCCCGCCGUUCCUCGGCGAACUUAAACUGGAAAUCAACUGGCACUAUUGGUGUCUGCGGCGCGAGAACGAAUUCGUGGUGGACCAGAUCCGCUGCUGCCUGAUCAGCACGCGCCCCAACCCCCUGACCCUGCCCCCCGGCGCCCCGCCCUCCCAGUCCUUCGUCUACCCCGAGCAGUCCUUCGGGCCCGUCCUCAUUCCCCUCCAGGGUUUCUCCGACCCCCUGGGGCCCCUGGUGACCAUCCCCCUCCGUGACGUCACCGUACGUCUGACGGAGCGCAGCAUCAGCACCACGUACACCUUCAACUGGAUCUGCGAGUACAACAAGCGAUUGAAACGCCAACAGCCGCCCGACUGCUUCACGGCGCUCUUCGGCUCCUCCGCGGUGGAGUGCACCAUCGGCAGCCGGCCCACCGCGGCCGAACAGCUGCGGCGGACGGUGCGCCGCGUGUACUGGGAGACGGUGGUGGGCGGGGCCAAGGCGCUGGGCGAGGACGACGUGCGGACGGUCAGCGGGGAUAUUCGGGACAAUUAUCGGGUGCUGGUGGAGGGGAAGGAGUUUUUUGUCGAUAAGGCCAAAUUGGCCGCUGCGUCGCCGGUGUUUGCGGCGUGUUUCAACCAUCCCGAAAUGGAAGAAGGCCGCUCGGAAUCCUACAGCAUCCCCAACGCCGCCGCCGCCGUGGUGGAGCAGUUCCUGCACUUCUGCUCCACCGGCACCCUGACCCAGCCGGAAACGCACGUCCUGGGAUUAUUAUACCUGGCGCACCAGUACCAGAUCCCGGUACUGCUGGAGAAAUGCCAGAUCGCCGCCAUGCAGCAGAUCCUGGAGGGCUGCUCCGUAGAGCAGCUGGGCAAGGUGGCCGGGGCGGCGGUCGCCUUAUCUUUAUCGACGCUGUUGGGCGUCGUGCACGUGGUGCUGGAGGAGCGGAUGCCCGGGUGGACGCCGGCCGACUGGCGGGUGUGGGCGGGCUUCUUAGAGGGCACGCCGGGCUUCGCGGUGGAGCGCUGCCGCAUGAUGGCGGUAAGCAGAAUGUCGCCACAAAAUAGCAAGAAAUGAUUAAUUCUUGAAGCCUUACCAACCGCCGAUGUCUUCCUUUUCGAAUCCAACGGAUCGUGGAGCUUUCCAAGAAAAUUUGUGAAUCUUUUUGUGAAAUGUGUAUGGCUGAAAAUUCGCGCCGGCGGCCUUAUUUUUAUUUAUUUUUUGCAGACUCAGGUUUUUUUCUGCGCUUAUUUACCUGUUUGUCUGUAGUUUGAUUUUUUUUAAUUGUUUUAGUUUAAAAAAAAAUCUAUUGUGGGAACUUGGACACAUUAUGAAGAAAAUGUGAAU